GGACCGUCCCAAGGGCCUUUGAGUCGGGGAGGGGCUGAUCUGAAACACGUUGCAAAGUCCUGCUCCCCCUAAGAGGCCGGAGACUUGCGGGGCUGCCCCCAGGGAGGCGCCGUAGCCCGGAAUCCCCCUUCCCUGCCUGCGGGAGCGAACCGGACUUCGCCCCGGCGCGGCGCGGGCUGGGGGCCAGCGGCAGCGCCCCGCCCAGGGCCGGGUCGCCGGGCGGCGCAGAGCGGCCAGACCGGGCCAGCAUGUGGGCCGCGCUCCGGAGCGGCGCCGAGCGGACCUCGCCGCGGGGCAGCCGGGGUCGCGUUUGGGCCCUGAGCCUGGGGGUGGCGGCCGCGCUGCUCCUGCUCGGCUUCCUCAUCGGCUGGUUUACAAAACCUACUGAUGAGGUAACAGCCACUAAUUCUCAUGAAAAGGUGAAGAAGGCAUUUAUGGCUGAAAUGAAAGCUGAAAACAUCAAGCAGUUUCUAUAUAAUUUUACACAGCGUCCUCAUCUCGCAGGCACAGAUGAGAACCUGCGCCUUGCACAGCAAAUCCAAGGCCAGUGGAAGGAAUUUGGAUUGGAUUCGGUUGAGCUGGCUCACUAUGACGUCCUGUUGUCCUACCCUAAUGAAACGAAUCCCAACUACAUCUCAAUUAUUGAUGAGCAUGGAAAUGAGAUCUUCAAUACAUCAUUAUUUGAGCCUCCCCCUCCAGGAUAUGAGACUGUUACAGACGUUGUGCCACCAUACAGUGCCUUCUCAGCCCAAGGGGUACCAGAGGGUGAGUUGGUGUACGUCAACUAUGGCCGUACUGAAGACUUUUUCAAACUGGAGAGAGAGAUGGGAAUUAAUUGUACUGGAAAGAUUGUCAUUGCCAGAUAUGGGAAAAUCUUUAGAGGAAAUAAGGUGAAGAAUGCUGAGCUGGUUGGUGCCAAGGGAGUUAUUCUGUAUUCAGACCCUGCUGACUACUGCGCCCCUGGAGUAGAUCCCUUUCCAAAUGGCUGGAACCUUCCUGGAGGUGGAGCCCAGCGCGGGAAUGUGUUAAAUCUGAAUGGGGCAGGGGAUCCUCUCACGCCAGGUUAUCCAGCAAAAGAGUACACCUAUCGAUAUGAGGAAGCCAGGGCUGUAGGUCUUCCAAAACUUCCAGUCCAUCCCAUUGGUUACAAUGAUGCUGAAAAGUUAUUACGUAACAUGGGAGGACCUGCCCCACCAGACAGCAGCUGGAAAGGAAGCCUGAAUGUGUCUUACAACAUUGGGCCUGGUUUUGUGAGCAGUUACUCUACAAGGAAGGUCAAAAUGCACAUUCACAGUAGCAAUAAAGUGACAAGAAUUUACAACGUGAUCGGUACCAUCAGAGGAGCAACAGAACCAGACAGAUACGUCAUCCUGGGAGGCCACCGUGACUCCUGGGUCUUUGGUGGAAUUGAUCCUCAGAGCGGGGCAGCUGUGGUUCAUGAGAUUGUGAGAAGUUAUGGGAAAUUGAAGAAGGAAGGAUGGAGGCCCAGAAGAACAAUGAUAUUUGCAAGCUGGGAUGCGGAGGAAUUUGGCUUGCUGGGAUCUACAGAGUGGGCUGAGGAAAAUGCCAAACUAUUACAAGCCCGUGGGGUGGCGUAUAUCAAUGCCGAUUCCUCAGUUGAAGGAAACUACACUCUGAGAAUUGAUUGUACUCCGCUGAUGUACAGCCUGGUGUACAGCUUGACGAAAGAGAUACCAAGCCCAGAUGAGGGGUUUAAAGGCAAAUCGCUUUAUGAGAGCUGGUAUGAAAAAAACCCAUCAACAGAAUAUAAAGAUGUCCCCAGAAUAAAUAAGCUGGGUUCUGGCAAUGACUUUGAAGUCUUUUUUCAGCGGCUUGGCAUUGCUUCAGGCAGAGCACGUUACAGCAAAAACUGGAGAGUGGAAAAAUACAGUGGCUACCCAGUUUACCACAGUGUCUAUGAGACCUAUGAGAUUGUGGAGAGAUUUUAUGAUCCGACUUUUAAGAAUCACCUGACAGUGGCACAGGUACGAGGUGGGCUGGUAUUUGAACUGGCCGACUCCGUGGUCCUUCCCUUUGACUGCAGAGAUUACGCAGAGGCUUUAAGGAACUAUGCUCAAGUCAUCUAUAAUUUGUCAAAGAAUCAUCAAAUGGAACUGAUGACGUACAGUGUGUCGUUUGACUCUCUCUUUUCUGCUGCAAAGAAUUUUACAGACGCUGCCAUUGACUUUCACAGGAGACUGCAGCAAGUAGACAUCAAUAACCCAAUCGCUGUAAGAUCGUCGAAUGAUCAGCUUAUGUUUUUAGAAAGGGCUUUUAUUGAUCCUCUUGGUUUACCUGGCAGGCCAUUCUACAGACACAUUAUUUUUGCUCCGAGCAGCCACAACAAGUACGCUGGAGAGUCAUUUCCAGGGAUCUACGAUGCCAUGUUUGAUAUUGGAAACAAAGCAGAUCAGCGCAAAGCCUGGGAAGAAGUAAAGAGGCAGAUCUCCAUUGCAGCCUUCACUGUGCAGGCUGCAGCAGGGACGCUGAAGGACCUCGCUUAAACAUAUCAGCAACAUACUCAGAAGGGAAAGACUGGAGUUGACAGCUGUGGAGCCCUCAAAAACAGAGCAUUUACAGACAGGAGGAGGAUUAUUUAAAAACCUUGUUCUUUGCAAACAGUCCAGUCCGGUCAGUCUCCCUCUCUCACUUCCAUUACAUUUAACAACAUUAAGGUAUGAUCCUUCUGAAACUCUAUUAGGAGAGAGUGGAGUUGAGAUCAUUGUUCAAGUGAGAUACUAAAUUAAAAGACGUUCAUUUCAAAUAGCCACCUCAUAUUUAAAAACAACGCCCCCCCACACGCACACAGAAAACCCCUGAUUUCCUUUCCACUUAACAUGUUAAAUUGCAGAAAUCACAAUUUUUGUAGUUUCACAGUUGUGCAAUGUAAUUAAUCUAAUAUAUUAGCCUGAUUGUUUUGAUGAUUAUCUUGUAGUACUUUUAUCAGUAAAACAGAACAGUCACCCUUAUUUCCAACACUUUCUAACAUAUUAGUUAACUUUCUAGUAUUUUCUACAAGGUUGCAUAAAUAUACUCUGGGUGAUGCCCUUGCAACUCCCCCAUUGCACAAGGAGUCACACAAUGAGAUGGGAAUAUCUCCUUAAAAUGGUGUCACAGAUGGCAUGGGGGAAAGGUAGCAAUCAUGGAGAGUUCUGGGCUGAGAGCUCAGGUGACUCGUCUAUGUUACUUUUCUCUUAGCAUCUUGAAGCCAUUUAAAAACAACAAGAAACCUCUCGGUCACUAUUAAUAAAAAGGUGGAUGGGAACAAUAAAUGUCAGCCGUGAAAUGGCCUCGCACAAAUAGGCUUUCCGCCUGAGGAUGAAGAUCUAUUUAUUUGUGCCAAAGGUAUUCCUAACUAAAUUUAUUUGUUUGUCUGUUUUCAAGGUAUUUCUAAUGCACAAGCAAUUAGAAGCAAAGGAGACACUGAUGACUUUGAAAGAGCCAAACUAUUACUGUCUUCCUUAGACUCUCCUUUCAAGUUUUGCUAUAAGUACAGUACACCUGCCAUCUGUAAAAUUUGUAGAGAAAAAAAAAAGUGGGACAAAGUACAAAUUUAAACAUGUACGAGUCUGGCAUGCAGUUUACUCUAUGAUCAGCUGUGGCUGCUCUACUGAGCACACAAGCCAACUCAAAUCAGAGAGAGAAAAGACUUUCAAAGUUAGGUCACCUCUCCAAUCCCCUGCCUCUUGGAUUUUUCCCAAUUAUGUAGUUCCUUGUGCUUUGUCCUGCCAAUUUUAAAUGACCCAAGAAAUGAGGCUUCCAGCAGUUUUCUUGGAAGAUUCCUCCAUGUUCUCGUGGUUCUCACUGUCAUGAUGACAUCCCCCACCCCCCAAACUUUUUGUUGCACCAUAAACUAUUCCUCUCCUUCCUUCAUGUUUGCACCCUUCAGUUACAUGGUUAUUAUCCCCUAUAGCAGUGGUGGGCAACCUGCGGCCUGUCAGGGUAAUCCACUGGCAGGUUGCGAGACAGUUUGUUGUGACAAACGUGCUGGCCGCUGCCUCCCACAGCUCCCAUUGGCCAGGAACAGCGAUCGGCAGCCACUGGGAGCUAUGCGUGGCCGUGCCUGCGGAUGGUCAAUGUAAACAAACUGUCUCGCGGCCCGCCAGCGGAUUAUCCUGACGGGCCGCAGGUUGCCCAUUACUGCCCUAUAGUCAUCAUCUGGCCCAGCUGUGCAUAUUUAGCUCUUACUCUUUCCUCAUAAAUCAGUCCCUCAGAUACUGCAGCUAAAAAAAAAUAAUGGAAGUGGUCUGGCACAUUACAUCAUCCAGUUGGUUUUCAGAUUUUUCUGCAUCUGAUUUUUAUCUAAAGCUUUGAUUUAUUGAGCAUUCUUUUUCUCUGUUCUGGGUUUCCCCCCUCCCCCCCACCCCGCUCUCUAUAAUGCUCUCAGCAGUGCUAGCACCAGAAAAUGACACUUACUCCUUAAUCAGUCUGAUGUUCUUGAAUAAUUUUUUUUUAAAGUAAAGGGUCAGAUUAUGGCCAGUCCUGCAAAGAUUCCCAGGGAAAUAUGGGGAGGAAGUAUACAAAGAGCUGUCCCCCUUCUCUAACCUGCCUCUUGCUUGCAUCACUGUACAAAGUCCAGACAACAACAGCACAGUCCUUGCUUUCCAUAAGUGAUAGCUCCAGACUAGUGUGAGCAGUGGCAUUAUUGGACAUAAGGGCAGAGCCAUGGCUCCUCUUCCCUUCACAGCCAGCUUGUGCUUAGCUGUCUUAAUCACCCUUUGUUUGGCAGCUCCUUUACACAUGCUGCUGUGGUGGUGAUGUCUGCUUAGGAGCAACCAGGAAAGUAGAGGAAUGAGUGGUCAGUGCACUGAGUAACUUUCUGUUGUGUGCCUCCUUUUCCAACACUACUGUCUAAAGGGAAAGAAUGAGGGUAACAUUUGACAUUUAUAAACCAAGAGAAAGUGUGGCAAGGCUUAAUGUUUGACUUGUACCAGUUAAUGGAGCCAUCUAGUUAGGCUAUGCCUGGGGUGCAAAUAAUUAGCAUACACUUACCAAAACUUGUCUGUUAAUAUUUGUGAGUUUCUUUACAUCAGCAGUAACAUUUAUGGUCCCUUGAUUAUAAAAACUGAAAGCCAAACAAGGAGAUUUAUUACCCAGGUGGGGAGCCCUGCUUAAAUGGAUUUUCCUGGCAGUUUACUAAGGGAUGCUUCCUGAAAAGGGAUCUGUGUGGACACAGGAAUGCAUCCACAUGGAUCCAUUUGCAGAAUGUAGGCCCAAGGGUGAAAUUCACUGUGGUACAGGGGUCCAGUGCAAGUCUUAUGUACUAAUUACCUUUCACUUAAACAACCUAAAGGCCUUUUGUUGGGCUUCUGCACUGAGGAAUUUCACUCUCAGACAUUGUCAGGCUCUAUUUACCAGAGUAACAGUUUUGGUUGUCAAAGUGCAGAAAUUCAUCAUCUCAGAUUAACAAAGAUGGGCAGCUGAGUUAAAUCACGAAUUAAACCAAUUUCUUAAUCAUUAAAAGGGCUCUAAAACUCUGAAUAGAAAAGUUACCUAUGGCCAGGAUCCACAAAGGAAUUUAGAUGUUAUGAUGCUGAGUAUUGCACAUUUGCUCUUCUCAAAAUCCCCAAAGACAAACUCACCAAGCUUGUUAAUCAAGGCAUUGAUUUGUACACCCACAGUUACCAGCAGAUUAUUUUAAUUGUAGUUAGUGUUUUUAAAAGCACCUGCCAAAAGGCAGAAGGAAGCCAAGUAUAAAUUUAACCAGUUAUGAGGAAACUUUAACUAACAUUGUUCAGUGCUUCCUUUGUUUUGAGCAAUAGUAUUAAAAAAUGUGGUGGUGACUUAGAAAAACAACAGUGUUUACUGAAUGGAUUAAUUUACAAAAUAUGAUCAAGAGAUGGGAUGCUGUCAAGUGUCACCAAGAACUCCUGUCUCCCCAGAAGACUAUUCAUCUUGCAUAUGCACCGUCUUAAAGCAGACAGGGAACACAACCAUGCACGAGAUCAAUAAAAUGACACAGGCCUCCAACAUACAGCUGAAGAGAAACUCUGUUUCUGAGAAGGGAGCAGCAUAUUUGUAGGAGAGAAAAUAGGAGAGGGAGAAAAAUGAGGGGAAAGAAUGAGAAAGAGACGGACUGAGAGAGAGGAGCCGUGUGACAGGGAGGGACAGAACAAGGGAGGAGCACCUUCUCCCCAGUUUAGGAGCAGGGAAAGCUCGACCUAUUCCCCCCGCCUUGGGAAAAAAAUGUUGCAGCUCCAACUGCUCUGCUCCUGCCUGGUUAAAGAAAUGAUGGUUUUUUGGUGGCUGUUCUCCCUCCUCCCUUCCAGAGAAAUAGUCAGAAGCAUCUCCAGCCCCUCUCACCAAGCUUCAGAGUAGCAGCCAUGUUAGUCUGUAUUCGCAAAAAGAAAAGGAGUACUUGUGGCACCUUAGAGACUAACCAAUUUAUUUGAGCAUAAGCUUUCGUGAGCUACAGCUCACUUCAUCAGAUGCUAAAUCAUCACCAAGCUAAAAUUUCUCUUUGUCCCUCGGAGAAUGGGUUUUCCUGAGGCCUGUAUAUGUUGUUUCUGUUGUUUUCCCACGAGGCAGGUAAAUGGGAUAACGACUUAAUGCUGUUGUUUCAACACAAGGUUCCUCAGUGGCAUUCAUAAACAAUUUGUGUGUGUGUGUGUGUAUACAUGAAGGUGUUCUAGAAUGAUCCACUGGGAAGAAGAAAGAUACGUGCUUGGUGUGUGACUCCUUAUACAGACCUCCACCCCACCCUUUUAUUCUAGACACAGGACAAUAUUUUAACAUAUUACACUAAUAAAUGGCUAAAGUGCAUGUGGCCUUCUAGUGGCUGGUCCACAGAUAAGAGUCUACUAUAGCUCUCAGCUAGAGGAAUUAAGGCUGUAGCUGAAGUGGUAGAACUACUUUUACACUUGAAGGUCCUAGGUUUAGUCCCCACUGUUGACCCCUAGUACUGGUUGUGACACUGAAUGGACCCAUACAUAGCAAUAAAAUCACAUCAUACUUUCUAACUGGUGCUAGUCUCAUUCUCAUCCUCCUCUCCCACUCCCCUGUUCAUCAUCACAUGCACUAUUAUGUCUAACUUCAUCUGUUAAUGCCUAAAAGCAGAAAUCUGUCAGUUUGCUGUCUGUUAAAUGCCACACAUGCACCUGCGGUGCUAAAUAAACGCUAAUAAUACAC
This is a messenger RNA of Chelonia mydas (Green sea turtle), 7128 nucleotides long. Its product is annotated as putative N-acetylated-alpha-linked acidic dipeptidase. The transcript has 19 exons. Bases 249 to 2504 code for a protein of 751 amino acids. Gene Ontology annotation, molecular function: carboxypeptidase activity. NCBI's taxonomy places the organism in Eukaryota, Metazoa, Chordata, Testudines, Cheloniidae. The record is from RefSeq and is a predicted model, not a curated record.